CAUAGUUAUGUUUUAAUAUGUAUAUUUUUACUUAAAUUGAAUGCAAUCUGUAGUUUGUAAAUAAUAGUAAAAUUCAAACUUAGAAACUAGCUAAUUUGUUAAUUAAUAAUUUUCAUUACUACAUUCAUUAUAUUUCGUUAAUAGAAAAAUAUAGGUAAAUCAUUGAAAUAAUUCAUAAUGGAAAAUAACCAGGAUUCAAAAAUCACUAGAACAGAAGGAUUAGAGCAAGAUGAAUUAAUUAUUCAGCAACAUAGAGAAAUUGAAAAAGAGAUCUCGGACUCAAUUUUACUAAUUGGCCAAAAAGAAGAAUUAACUUCAUUAGAAUCAGAAUAUGUUAAUGAUCCUGUAUAUCUUACAAAAGUUCAAGAUUUAAAUAAAAAGUAUAUAUGUAUGCGACGUGCCAGACCUGAUGGAAAUUGUUUUUUUAGAUCUUUUGCAUUUGCAUAUUUUGAAUAUUUAAUAGAUCAUACAGAAGAAUAUAAACAUUUUAAAGAAAGAGCUUUGAAAAGUAAAGAUGAACUUAUUUCUUGUGGUUUUACACAGUUCACCCUUGAAGAUUUCCAUGAUACAUUUAUGGAAGUUGUAAACAUGAUUGGUGAAGGUCAACAUGAAAAACUUUAUGAUACAUUUAACAUGCAAGGUUAUUCUGAUUAUGUAGUUGUUUAUCUUCGUUUAAUUACAUCUGGACAACUACAAAAAGAUGCUGAGUUUUAUAGGCAUUUCAUUGAAGGUGAUCGAUCAGUUGUUGAAUUUUGUCAUCAAGAAGUAGAACCAAUGUUCAAAGAAAGUGAUCACAUCCACAUCAUUGCUCUUAGUACCGCAUUAAAUGUUGGAGUUAGAGUUCGAUACAUGGAUAGAGGUGAAUCAUCUGAAGCUAUUGCCCAUGACUUCCCUGAAGGCUCUCCAGUUUGUGUUCAUCUACUUUAUAGACCAGGACAUUAUGAUAUACUCUAUAGUAGGCAAUAAAUUGGCAAUUUUCUAAAGAUAGUAUAAAUUUGAAUACUGUGAAAGAUACUUUAAAUAAUUUUUGCUUUUUCAAGAUAUUUUAAAAAUAUUAAAUGACUGGUAGUUAAUAACAAGUCAAUUCUUUUCCCAGUGUACUAUCUUGAAAUUUUAAUAAACUCUGACUAUGAUAUUGUAUAUUAAAAAUAAAUAUGUUUCACAUUUGACCAUUAUAUUUUGCAAUAAAAUUUAUCUCUUUAAUAACAGUCUUUCUAAAUUUACUAAAAAAAAUAGAAACAAUAUUUACCCAAGAUUUUUCUAUCUUAUUGUUA
Daktulosphaira vitifoliae (grape phylloxera) is the source of this 1274-nucleotide messenger RNA. RefSeq names its product ubiquitin thioesterase otubain-like. Gene Ontology annotation, molecular function: ubiquitin binding; cysteine-type deubiquitinase activity. Lineage: Eukaryota; Metazoa; Arthropoda; Insecta; Hemiptera; Phylloxeridae. The transcript is spliced from 6 exons. Gene Ontology annotation, cellular component: nucleus. Gene Ontology annotation, biological process: protein K48-linked deubiquitination. The coding region runs from base 178 to 966 and encodes 262 amino acids. The record is from RefSeq and is a predicted model, not a curated record.